UCUCUCCGGUACCGCGGCGGUAUCUGCUCUGCACCCGACCAAGUCUGCAAAUCACCGGGCACGGCGAUAGAGCUGCACUGACAAGCGACAGGAGGUGGGGGCGGCUUCAGCAUGAACAUCUGGAGAGGUGUGAGAGAAGCGGGCGUGAAAUAAGGAGAAACCUAAAGGAAUCUACUUCAAGACGGGAGGAGGAGAGAGGAGCGGGCAUGGAGGGAUGCUGAGGGGCACAGCAGGUGAGGGCACUAGUGCUGCAGCCACAGGGCACCCCAGGGUGGGCACAGGUGCCUCCAUAGGGGAUGAGUAGCACCCAGGGGUGAGGGGCACCAGGGAGAAAAGUUCCCACACCUAUGCGGAGGGGCUGGCACACGUCUUCUGGAUGCGGAUUUGGGGUCCACCAGACAUCGCGGAGGAGCAGAGGAGCCUGACACCUGGAUGAAGCUUCUACCUUAGGCUGGAAGACCUGGGAACUGCGCUUAGCAUGGCUGGAGACAAAGCCCAGGAGCAGGAACCCUCAUCAUCCAAAGAUAGCAGCAGCAGAGCCCCGGAGCCUGAGGCGGAAGGUCUACCCUACCCCACCUUAGCUCCAGUGGUCUUCUUCUACCUGAGCCAGACCAGCCGACCCAGGAGCUGGUGUCUGAGGAUUGCCUGCAACCCCUGGUUCGAACGCUUCAGUAUGCUGGUCAUCCUCCUGAACUGUGUCACCUUGGGAAUGUUCCAUCCAUGUGAAGACGUCGCCUGCGAUUCCCAGCGCUGCAAAAUACUGCAGGGAUUUGACGACUUCAUUUUUGCAUUUUUUGCUGUGGAGAUGAUUAUCAAAAUGUUUGCUCUGGGAAUAUUUGGACAGAAAUGCUAUUUGGGAGACACCUGGAAUCGUUUAGAUUUUUUCAUAGUUAUCGCAGGGAUGCUUGAAUAUUCUUUGGAUCUUCAGAAUGUCAGCUUCUCAGCGGUGCGCACGGUCCGGGUUUUACGUCCACUGCGAGCCAUUAACCGGGUGCCGAGCAUGCGGAUUCUUGUUACCUUGCUGUUGGAUACCCUUCCGAUGUUGGGCAACGUCCUUCUGCUUUGCUUCUUUGUAUUCUUCAUUUUUGGCAUCGUUGGAGUACAGCUUUGGGCUGGUCUGCUUAGAAACCGCUGCUUCCUCCCUGAAAACUUCAGUCUUCCUGUCUCCCUGGAGUUAGAGCGGUACUAUCAGACUGAGAAUGAGGAUGAGAAUCCUUUUAUCUGCUCCCAAGCCAAAGAGAAUGGCAUGCGGUACUGUCGCAGUGUCCCUACACGCAGAGAAGAAGGACUUGAGUGUACACUGGACUAUAACUUUUAUAAUAACACCAGCAAUACUUCUUGUGUCAACUGGAAUCAGUAUUAUACAAACUGUUCUGCUGGGGAACAUAACCCUUUUAAAGGUGCUAUCAAUUUUGAUAAUAUUGGUUAUGCUUGGAUUGCAAUUUUUCAGGUGAUAACUCUAGAAGGUUGGGUGGACAUCAUGUAUUUUGUCAUGGAUGCCCACUCAUUUUACAACUUUAUCUACUUUAUUCUUCUAAUUAUAAUUGGAUCAUUUUUCAUGAUCAACCUUUGUCUAGUGGUCAUAGCUACUCAGUUUUCUGAAACUAAGCAGCGAGAGAGCCAACUUAUGAAGGAACAAAGAGUCCGUUUUCUUUCCAAUGCAAGCACAUUAGCCAGCUUCUCCGAGCCUGGCAGUUGUUACGAUGAGCUUCUCAAGUAUUUGGUGUAUGUGACUCGCAAGGCGAGUAGGCGGCUUGUCCAGCUCUACCGAGUAGCCGUCUUUAAACUUGGUUUCACGACUAGUCCCGCAGUGAAGAGCAACAAUGAAAAACCCAAUCGCAAGCAUAGGAGAAGAAAGUCUUCAGUGCACCAUCUAAUCCAUCACCAUCACCACCAUCAUCACCAUUAUCACCUGGGAAAUGGCAGCCUGAGAGCGCCACAGGCCAGCCCGGAGCUCAGCGAAGUGGAAACCAAUUCUCCUCAUAGCGGAACUAGGCUAAUGCUGUCGUUUUCCGGGGCUCAGGCCUCCCCCAUCGCUUCAGCCUCUAACACGCAGUCCAUUCACAGCAUUUACCAUGCCGAUUGCCAUCUCGAACCUGUGCAUUGCGUGCCCGUCUUUGCCCAGCCUGGUACAGUUGCGACAAAUACAGAGGUUCUCCCAAAAAGUAUUGUAGGAAAUAAAAACUAUCCUACCGUACACCCGAGCGUGCCACCAGAGAUCCAGCAACCAGAACAAGGGGAAGUUUCAGAAAGCCUUGUGAUGACGAGCGACCCUAACAUUUACACAAGGCCAAUGUACAGUUCGACGAACAGGCUACUGGAGACCCAGAGUACAGGUAUCUGCAAGGGAUCCUGUAAAAUCUCAGUCCAAGCCGCAAGUUCUGAGAUUGAAUCCUUAGAUCCUGAGAUAUGUUCUCACUGCAAAGAGCCCGAGCUUCCAGACAAUGAAGAAAUAGAGUCUGACAGUGAUGGAUGCUACGAGUUCACUCAAGAUACUCAGUGCAACGAGAAGAUUGAGCAGAAAAAGGGGAAGACAAUAGCCAAGAAUCCCACCAAGCUGAUGAAGGCGUGGAAAAUGGUGUGCGAGACGUUUAGAAAGAUCGUAGACAGCAAGUACUUUGGCCGUGGUAUAAUGAUCGCUAUCCUAAUAAACACUCUGAGCAUGGGGAUUGAAUAUCACGAACAGCCAGAGGAAUUGACUAACGCCUUGGAGAUCAGUAAUAUAGUCUUUACAAGUUUGUUCGCCCUGGAAAUGAUUCUGAAGCUUUUGGUUUAUGGUCCGUUUGGAUACAUCAAGAACCCAUAUAACAUAUUUGAUGGGAUCAUUGUCGUAAUCAGUGUCUGGGAAAUCAUUGGACAGCAGGGCGGUGGUCUCUCUGUACUGAGAACUUUCCGUCUCAUGAGAGUCCUGAAGUUAGUGCGUUUCAUGCCAGCAUUGCAGCGGCAGCUUGUCGUGUUAAUGAAGACAAUGGACAAUGUGGCCACGUUCUGCAUGCUUUUGAUGCUCUUUAUCUUCAUAUUCAGCAUUUUAGGAAUGCAUCUUUUUGGCUGCAAAUUUGCAUCAGAAAAGGAUGGAGACACGCUUCCAGAUAGGAAGAACUUUGACUCUCUACUUUGGGCCACAGUGACUGUAUUCCAGAUUUUAACACAGGAAGACUGGAAUAAAGUUCUUUACAAUGGCAUGGCCUCGACGUCUUCAUGGGCAGCGCUUUACUUUAUCGCACUGAUGACUUUUGGAAACUACGUCCUGUUCAACCUUUUGGUGGCUAUUCUUGUCGAAGGAUUUCAGACUGAGGAAGUCUCCAAAAGAGAAGAUAUGAGUGCACACCUAAGUUGCAUACACCUGCCUAUAGACUCACUUGUGGGUGGCGGCUCCCUGUCUGGUUCUGAAAGUGCUGCAGAUGAAUGUGGACUGCGCAAAAGCCUUUCCAAUGUGUCUUUUACUCCAUUACAUGGAUUACCGGAGGUGAAGACCAAUUUACAACCACCCCUCAUCAUUCAUACAGCUGCCACCCCUAUGCCUGUGCCAAAAAAUGCUCUGUUUGGAGAACUCUCACUGAGUUGCGACUCUAGGAGACAGAGCAGCGUUUCUGAUGGACCUCAUGGCAGUGAGAUCAAGUCUAUGCCCAGCGCUCGGAAUUCCACGCAUAGCUCCUGGGGCGCCGUGUGUAGCUGGAACAGCCGAAGGUCUAGUUGGAACAGCAUCGGCCGAGCCUCCAGCAUCAAGCGGCAAGUGCAGAGCGGGGAACAUAAGUCCUUGCUCUCCGCUGAUGGGAAGGAGAGCUCAGAGGGCGAGACGUCCGAUGAGGAGGUGUCCAUUCGUAAAGGCUCUUCUUGCAAUGUGAUGGACUUGGUGGGCAAAAGAGAAGCACUUGACACUUUGCACGUUCCUUACGCUUAUGCGUUGCAGAAUAAACCCAGCUUUCCUGUAGAUUAUCAGGGCUGCAAUGGGAAAACUGUGCUGCCUAAUGUGACACCUCAGCCUCAUCUCGAGGAUCCCAAACUUGAUUACAGCAAUAAUAUCGACGACGAUGCGAACAUGAGCAAGACUGAAAGAUUAAAAGCCUGGAUAACGGCGCAUCUCCCCGACUGGUGCAAGGAAAGAGAGACUUGGUCCCUUUACAUGUUCCCCCCUUAUUCCAAGUUCCGCCUAAUGUGCAAUAAAAUCAUCACCCACCGGAUGUUUGAUCACGUCGUAUUAGUCAUUAUAUUUCUGAACUGCAUUACUAUUGCAAUGGAAAGACCUAAAAUAGACCCUAAUAGUGCUGAAAGAAUAUUCCUAACGUUAUCCAACUACAUUUUUACUUUGAUUUUUUUGGCGGAAAUGACAGUAAAGGUGGUGGCCCUCAACUUGUGUUUUGGUGGCAAAGCUUAUCUGAGAAGUAGUUGGAAUGUUCUGGAUGGAAUGCUUGUCCUGAUUUCAUUAAUCGACAUUCUCGUGUCAAUGGUUUCUGAUAGCGGCACAAAGAUUCUGGGAAUGUUACGAGUAUUGAGACUUCUUCGGACUCUAAGACCUCUGCGGGUCAUAAGUCGAGCUCAAGGCCUUAAACUUGUGGUUGAAACCUUAAUGUCGUCCUUGAAACCCAUCGGAAACAUUGUGGUAAUCUGCUGCGCCUUCUUCAUCAUCUUUGGAAUCCUCGGUGUUCAGCUCUUCAAAGGAAAAUUUUUUUACUGCUUGGGAGAGGACACAAAAAAUAUCACAAAUAAAUCGGACUGUCUUCAUGCUAGAUACAAGUGGGCCCGCCAUAAAUACAACUUUGACAAUCUUGGUCAGGCAUUAAUGUCUUUGUUCGUCCUGGCGUCCAAAGAUGGAUGGGUUGACAUCAUGUAUGAUGGCCUGGAUGCAGUUGGGGUAGACCAGCAGCCAGUGAUGAACCACAACCCCUGGAUGCUCCUUUACUUCAUAUCCUUCCUGCUGAUUGUUGCAUUCUUUGUCCUGAAUAUGUUUGUGGGGGUGGUGGUGGAGAAUUUUCACAAAUGCCGACAGCAUCAAGAGGAAGAAGAGGCCAAAAGAAGAGAAGAGAAAAGACUGCGCAGGAUGGAGAAAAAGAGAAGGAGUAAGGAGAGAGAGAUGGCCGAAGCCCAGUGCAAGCCUUACUAUUCGGAGUACUCCCACGUGCGUCUUUUCAUACAUCAUAUGUGCACAAGUCACUACCUGGACCUUUUUAUUACUGGAGUUAUUGGGCUUAAUGUUGUCACUAUGGCCAUGGAGCACUACCAGCAACCAAAGGUAUUAGAUGAGGCUCUGAAGAUCUGCAACUACAUUUUCACCUUAAUUUUUGUCCUAGAAUCGGGAUGCAAAAUGAUUGCGUUUGGAUUCCGACGUUUUUUUAAGGACAGAUGGAAUCAAUUGGACUUAGCAAUUGUUCUUCUCUCAAUUAUGGGGAUUACAUUGGAAGAGAUCGAAGUGAAUGCAUCACUACCCAUUAACCCCACAAUUAUCCGCAUUAUGAGAGUUCUGAGAAUUGCGAGGGUUCUGAAGUUGCUGAAGAUGGCUGUUGGGAUGAGGGCAUUACUGGAUACGGUUCUACAAGCUCUUCCUCAGGUGGGGAAUCUAGGUCUCCUCUUUAUGCUGCUAUUCUUUAUCUUUGCUGCCUUGGGCGUUGAACUGUUUGGUGACUUGGAGUGCAAUGAUUCCCAUCCAUGUGAAGGUCUCGGGAGACACGCCACAUUUAGAAACUUUGGAAUGGCCUUUUUAACUCUGUUCCGUGUCUCUACUGGCGAUAAUUGGAAUGGGAUUAUGAAGGACACACUGCGCGACUGCAACGAGGAGUCCACCUGUUACAACACAGUCAUUUCUCCGCUCUACUUCGUCUCCUUCGUGCUGACGGCGCAGUUUGUCUUAGUCAAUGUGGUGAUUGCAGUUCUCAUGAAACACCUAGAAGAGAGCAACAAAGAAGCCAAAGAGGAGGCUGAACUGGAGGCCGAGAUGGAGUUAGAGUUUCAAAUUCAGAACAUUCAGAGCCCAGACAAUGAUAAUUUCCUGUGGGCCGGAAGAGACCUCGGCUACACUCCGGAUAGUCCUUAUGGAUACAUGAACUCUAUGAAAGACAAGGUUGACUCUCAAUCAAUAGUCCAUCCCAUGGAAAGACAUAUGUUUGAUACUAUAUCAUUACUAAUCCAGGGAUCUUUAGAGGGUGAGAUGAAGCUUAUGGACAAUCUUUCCGGUUCUGUAUGCCAUCAUUAUGCUUUGCCUCCAUAUGACAGAGGCUCAUCUGAAAAGCAGAUUCCUCUAGCGGAGAUGGAAGGACUGUCCAUGACUUCAGAUAUUAUGUCCGAAAAGUCCUGGUCCUUAGCCCUAACGGACGACUCACUGCCAGAUGACAUCGUGUUUAGCGUUCUCGAAUCAAAAAAUGAAUAUUCCCCAGUACAGAAGUCAUCGGCUGCUAAAGAAAGCAAUUUGUUAAGUGUGAAAAAGCCGCUGGUUUGCAGGACUCACUCAUUGCCAAACGACAGCUACAUGUUAAGGACAGAACACGGGUGUGCAGAGUGCCAAGUGAAAAGCAACGUCUAUUGCCAGAAGUCAGGUUCCAGCACUCAUGUUGACAGCAGCUGCCUUCUACAAGAAGCUGUGCUAAAUGAUGUCAAGUCUGAAUUAGUGAUACCAAAACUCACAGCCCCCCUGCGAUCACCAUCUACACAUAGAAUGCUACGAAGACAGAAGGCAGUCCAGAAUGAUUCAUUCGAUAUUUUCUUGGAUAACAAGGAGGGUGACCAAGGUGAAUCGGCAGAAAAUGUCAUAACAUUACCAGUUUGCCAACUGCCUACAAAUGUGCCAACCGUUCUCACGCCAACGAAACCCAAAAGAACUUUGUGCGAGCAGGAAAAACAAGGUGUUUACACGCAGCAUUGCCAUGAUACUGUUCACUGUCCAGGUGCUUCCCAGGCAAGUAGAAAGGCUUGCAAAGACUCAAGCGGAGCUCAAGAAAGGACACAUUUGUUGAACACAUCUCAAUGUAAAAAACAUUUCAGCCUAAAAACAUGCGAGACUCUAAGACUUUAUUCGGCAGCGUACUCCUUAAGCCAGAAAGUAAAACUGGAAAACAGCAACAAUGUAGUUUUAAGAGACAUGAAGAAGUUCUACAGCAUGGAUGCUCACGGUGCCCUUAAAAAAACCGCUUCAUGGCUUGAAGAUGCCAGAAGACAUUCUAUUGAAAUAUGUUCAAUGGAGAACACCCUGUCUCACUAUCCAGCUUCCCGUUCCUGUGGCUUCAUUAGCCAUAUACUCAAUGAAAGAGAAGACUUCCAAACAGUCCAUAAUACAAGCGGACAUAUCCCAUACUGCCCGGAGUGCAUGCCGUCCGGCGCGGCUCGAGGACAUUCAUGCUUAGAGGCAGAAGCUUUAAAAAGACAAUCGUACUCAUUAGAUUCAAAGGACCUCCCGAAAAUUGUUGACCCCUUAGUUCCAGAGAUGUCUAUAUCCUAAUUUCUAUUGAUAAUUUUUUUUCUAUCAGUUUAAUUGAAAAGAAAAAAAAAUGCCUAUUUUUGAUUGAGUGUGAACAUUUCUUACAAAAUGAUGAGCUGCUUCAGUGGGUAAAAGAGGAAAAACUUGAAGGUUGGCAGCUCUGGGGAAAUACUUGAACACAUGUUCUAUUUGGACAAAUAGCAAUACAGUUUCAAAAAGGAUUUUCACAUUUCUCUAGCUA
This is a messenger RNA of Bufo gargarizans (Asiatic toad), 7646 nucleotides long. It is a transcript of the gene CACNA1G, whose product is annotated as calcium voltage-gated channel subunit alpha1 G. Gene Ontology annotation, cellular component: voltage-gated sodium channel complex; neuron projection; voltage-gated calcium channel complex. The record is from RefSeq and is a predicted model, not a curated record. NCBI's taxonomy places the organism in Eukaryota, Metazoa, Chordata, Amphibia, Anura, Bufonidae. Gene Ontology annotation, molecular function: voltage-gated sodium channel activity; low voltage-gated calcium channel activity. Gene Ontology annotation, biological process: positive regulation of calcium ion-dependent exocytosis; calcium ion import; calcium ion transmembrane transport.